Messenger RNA from Setaria italica (foxtail millet), 2382 nucleotides. RefSeq names its product S-adenosylmethionine synthase 3. Gene Ontology annotation, biological process: S-adenosylmethionine biosynthetic process. Bases 874 to 2103 code for a protein of 409 amino acids. Gene Ontology annotation, molecular function: methionine adenosyltransferase activity; ATP binding. The record is from RefSeq and is a predicted model, not a curated record. Gene Ontology annotation, cellular component: cytosol. The transcript has 2 exons. NCBI's taxonomy places the organism in Eukaryota, Viridiplantae, Streptophyta, Magnoliopsida, Poales, Poaceae.
CUGAUCCUUCUUCCGGCGAUAUUCUCGUUUGGUCAAGGUCGGUUACCGUGCUUGCGUAAGAUAGAUUGGCUAUUCAUUGUUUCUUUCCGGGUCUCCUCUCCUGGGGUUUUGUCCGGUUGACUCAGGAAAAAACGGCCGCUUUGUUUCCGCUUUUCCGGGCGCUAGAUUAGCGGCUAUUUUUCUGGACAAAUCUGUUGUUUAGUCGCCUUGUUGAGUGCUGAGGUGGUGUUGGACGGCAAGAUUAGAUUAGUAGCGGGUGGAUCACAGCCAGGUCCUCACUGAUUGGAGGCCCAGAUCUGGGGUUUGUUUCUUCCGGCGGCGGUCUUAUAUGUUGUGGAGUUAUUUCUGCUUUUAGUAUUGUAUUAAUUGGAUUGAAGGAUUAGCACCGAGUGAUGGCGUGCGCGUGCUUCUUUAGGUCUGGGAAUCUUACUCUUGUGUCCCGAAAGUUUGCAACUUUGAUUAUUCUGCACGCCAUUGCGAGGUGGAAAGGCAUUAUUCUUAUAUGCUCAUUCGCUGCGCAUCGAGUGCGCUGUGAACUGGGAGAAGUUGGCACCGCAACUGGACAACUUGUGCUGUGAAUAAUGGCGGGUUCCGUUGGUCUUAGGAAUUAGGAUCCUGUCAUUCCAAGAACAAAGCUGGUGAGUGGUGACUAGGAUGCCUCUAUGAUGUGUGAUUGGGUAACUUAUUGUUCAUGGAAUAUUGUGGUACUUGGAUAAAUCUAGAGUUAUCUUUCCGGCAUAUUCGAUUAAUACUUUGGGCACAGUCUGUAGGUUGUCCACUUCAGAAUAGUUACAAUUCUGAGCAGCACUGGUCACAUUUUCGAUGUAAAGGAUAAUUCCAAAUAAUGUGAUUGAGCAAAUCAUCAAAUUGUGGAUGUUUGCCUUGUGGGGGAAUUCUGGAAGGUCAAAGAAGAUGGCUGAACUUGACACAUUCCUUUUCACAUCCGAGUCCGUCAAUGAGGGACACCCUGAUAAGCUCUGUGACCAGAUAUCUGAUGCAGUGCUUGAUGCAUGCCUAGCUGAGGACCCUGACAGCAAGGUUGCUUGUGAGACCUGCACUAAGACCAACAUGGUCAUGGUCUUUGGUGAGAUCACUACCAAAGCCAAUGUUGACUAUGAGAAGAUUGUCAGAGAUACUUGCCGUGGUAUCGGUUUUGUGUCCAAUGAUGUAGGGCUCGAUGCUGAUCACUGCAAGGUGCUUGUCAACAUUGAGCAGCAGUCACCUGACAUUGCACAGGGUGUCCAUGGCAACUUCACCAAGCGCCCCGAGGAUAUUGGUGCUGGUGACCAAGGGCACAUGUUUGGAUAUGCUACUGAUGAGACCCCUGAAAUGAUGCCCCUCAGCCAUGUUCUUGCAACCAAGCUUGGUGCUCGUCUCACUGAGGUCCGCAAGAACGGGACCUGCCCGUGGUUGAGGCCUGAUGGGAAGACCCAGGUGACUGUUGAGUACCACAACGACAAUGGGGCCAUGGUCCCUAUUCGUGUCCACACUGUGCUCAUCUCCACCCAACAUGAUGAGACUGUGACCAAUGAUGAAAUUGCUGCUGAUCUGAAGGAGCAUGUCAUUAAGCCUGUCAUCCCUGAGCAGUACCUUGAUGAGAAGACCAUUUUCCAUCUCAACCCAUCUGGUCGCUUUGUCAUUGGUGGACCUCAUGGUGAUGCCGGCCUCACUGGCAGGAAGAUCAUUAUUGACACUUAUGGUGGCUGGGGUGCCCAUGGUGGUGGCGCUUUCUCUGGCAAGGACCCAACCAAGGUCGACCGCAGUGGAGCCUAUAUUGCAAGGCAAGCGGCCAAGAGCAUUGUGGCUAACGGCCUUGCCCGCCGCUGCAUUGUCCAGGUCUCAUAUGCCAUUGGCGUGCCUGAGCCGCUCUCAGUGUUUGUUGACACAUAUGGCACAGGCAAGGUACCCGACAAAGAGAUCCUGAAAAUUGUGCUGGAGAAUUUUGACUUUAGGCCAGGGAUGAUCAUCAUCCACCUUGACCUGAAGAGAGGCGGAAAUGGACGCUACCUUAAGACGGCGGCGUACGGGCACUUUGGCAGGGACGACCCGGACUUCACCUGGGAGGUGGUGAAGCCCCUCAAGUGGGAGACGCCUUCAGCCUGACCAAAGACUUGCAGCCAGCUCCAUUUCUGAACCUUUUAUCCAUCAAGUUGUGAUGUUACUGCUGAUAGUAUACCCAUCACUACAAAGUUUCCCAGUUUCUCUACUCACUGCUCUAGUAGCAGAUGUGUGAGGGAUAUCUUAUGCAUGAUGUUUUCUCUUUAAGGAGCUUGUAUUGUGGGUUUGCAACGCCUUCUUUUCCUUCUCCUGUAAUGUCGAGCCAAAGUUGGAAACUACCUAAGAAAUGAAACUUCCUACUUUUUGCGCUUUGACCUGUUUGCA